AUGUCCGCCCUCUCCAGCCCAGGUCUCCUGGGUACAGAAAGCUACGAGCUUCCACCGCACUCGUCACACUCCGACGCGCCCAUCCUCGACAUGGAAAAGCCCUUCAAGCCCUACAAACUCUCCUUCACCCAACGCCUCCGCCACUUCACCUGGGCCUGGUACACCCUGACGAUGAGCACAGGUGGGCUGGCGCUGCUAAUCGCCAACCAGCCCAACAAAUUCACUGGCCUCUACGAAAUCGGCUUGACAGUCUACAUCAUCAACCUCGUCCUCUUCGCACUAGUCUGCUCGCUCAUGGUCGCCCGCUUCAUCCUCCACGGCAACCUCAUCGAGUCCCUCGCCCACGACCGCGAAGGCCUCUUCUUCCCAACCUUCUGGCUCUCCAUCGCAACCAUGAUCACCGGCCUAGAGAAGUACUUCGGCGACGACCCAGCAGCCGCCUUCUCCAAAACCCUAGAAGUACUUUUCUGGGCCUACUGCGUGUGCACCUUUGCCGUCGCCGUUCUCCAAUACUCCUACCUCUUCGCCUCCAUCCCCUACAAGCUGCAAACCAUGAUGCCAUCCUGGGUUCUCCCCGCCUUCCCAAUCAUGCUCAGCGGCACCAUCGCCUCCGUCAUCGCCGAGCGCCAGCCGGACGGCUCCGCCAUCCCCAUCGUCACAGCCGGCAUGACCUUCCAAGGCCUCGGCUUCUGCCUCAGCUUCAUGAUGUACUCGCACUACAUCGGCCGCCUCAUGGAAUCCGGCCUGCCAAACCGCGAGCACCGGCCGGGCAUGUUCAUCUGCGUCGGCCCACCCGCCUUCACCGCGCUAGCCCUCAUCGGAAUGGCGCGCGGGCUGCCCGAAACCUUCUCCGUGAUGGGCAGCGAGGACAGCGCGGCCGAUGGACGAAUGCUGGAGAUUCUGGCGCUGGCGGCGGGCGCCUUUCUGUGGGCGCUGAGUCUAUGGUUUUUCUGUGUGGCGCUGAUUGCCGUGCUGCGGGCGCCACCGACGGCGUUCCAUCUUAGUUGGUGGGCGAUGGUGUUCCCCAAUACGGGAUUUACGAUCGCGACGAUUGUGCUGGGGAAUGCAUUUGAGAGUGCUGCUAUUCGGGGCGUUGGCUCGGCGCUCUCGAUUUGCAUUGUGGCUAUGUGGUUGUUUGUCCUUGUGAAUCAUGUUCUGGCUGUUGUGAGGCAGGAUAUCAUGUUCCCAGGCAAAGAUGAGGAUGUCUCUGAAUAA
Penicillium canariense is the source of this 1215-nucleotide messenger RNA. RefSeq names its product tellurite-resistance/dicarboxylate transporter family protein. Gene Ontology annotation, molecular function: malate transmembrane transporter activity. Gene Ontology annotation, biological process: malate transmembrane transport. Gene Ontology annotation, cellular component: membrane. Bases 1 to 1215 code for a protein of 404 amino acids. NCBI's taxonomy places the organism in Eukaryota, Fungi, Ascomycota, Eurotiomycetes, Eurotiales, Aspergillaceae. The record is from RefSeq and is a predicted model, not a curated record. The transcript has a single exon.